Molecule: messenger RNA, 612 nt
Organism: Cryptomeria japonica (Japanese cedar)
Lineage: Eukaryota; Viridiplantae; Streptophyta; Pinopsida; Cupressales; Cupressaceae
Exons: 1
Coding region: 1-612 (203 amino acids)
Source: RefSeq, a predicted model, not a curated record
AUGGGGGGAGUGGGCUGGAACAGGCAGAGCCAAAGAGAUUUUAGCUCCUUUGUUAUAAGCUCAGGUUUGUUUGAAAUCCCUUUCAAAAUGGGGGACUUCACAUGGACCAACAGGAGGAGUGGCUUCCUAAAUAUCACUGAAAAGUUAGAUAGGUUUUUUAUAGCUGGAUAUUGGACAAAGAGCCACUGGACCAGUGAAGCGGAGAUUCUACCCAUCACGGGAUCAGACCAUUAUCACAUAUGCCUAAGGAUUCAAGAUGACCAUGCUCCAGAGAGAUGUCCCUUCAAAUUUGAGGCAAUGUGGCUUCGGGACAGUAGCAUCAGAAACCUUAUUGACCAAUGGUGGAAACACAAGACAAUUAAUCCAGGUAAUAAAGCUUUCAAAAAAAUCCAAUUUGUAAAGGAACAAUUAAAGCAGUGGAAUAGAGAAUCUUUUAGAAAUAUCUUUAAAGAUAAGAUUGAUUUAGAAAAAGGACUUAAAUUUUUACAUGAGCAAAUUAUCAGCAAUGGGAUGGAUGAAGAUCUAUUUAAAAAGGAGAAAAUUCUUAGCUCUAAAUACUCAGAGGUAUUAGCUAGAGAGGAAAUCCAGAGAAACUUGGCUAAAGGAUGGUGA